Messenger RNA from Entrophospora candida, 345 nucleotides. NCBI's taxonomy places the organism in Eukaryota, Fungi, Glomeromycota, Glomeromycetes, Entrophosporales, Entrophosporaceae. The record is from the annotation of a GenBank genome assembly.
AUGCCAACUGAAGAUGCUGGGUUGCCCUUUGUGCUGAAAAGAAAACAAUUUCCUCUACAACCAGCAUUUUCCCUGACCAUAAAUAAGUCCCAAGGUCAAACACUGUCUCAUAUUGGUCUAUAUCUUCCACAACCUGUCUUCACUCAUGGACAGUUGUACGUAGCCAUGUCAAGAGUACGUAAAGAGUGUAAUCUCAAGGAGAAAUACGAUACCUUAAGUUUAUUUGUGUCUUCUAUUUGGUCAUGGAACGUGUGGGGCUACCCUUCUUCGGAUUCAAAUAUUCGCAACUACAAUGUGGGUAUUUCUAUUGAAGGACGGCAAAUGCAACGUCGCCAUCAUGACUGA